AUGCAGAAUUCUGAAACUCAAAAGAAUAUUCCGCAACUGAAGCUAUCCUCCGAGCAUUCGUACAUUUAUGUAAUAAAAAGACUUAUUUCGAUAGAGAUAGAAAUAACGCAGGAGACAGACACAAUACUCGCCGACGCAGAUGGAAAAAAGAUUAAAGGGCCUGCAAAGUGUGUUACCCAUCUCUUCAGUGAUAAGAACCUAGAUGAGAAAACCAUCACAAGCAUCUCCAACGUGAUAGGACUAAGGCCCCAGCAAAUGCUCGCAUACGUAGCCAGCGGCCCUGAAGAAAGAAUCGACAAUCUUUUGGCAAUUUCCAAAAUAAGAAAGUGGCUGUUCGAAGGGCAGAUAACAAACAAAGUAGCAGACCACUUGGUUGACAAGCUGAUAGAAGUGCACGACAGAUACCAAGAAACAUACUGCAGAGAAACAGGAGAAAUAUUCAUACACAGAGACCUAGUCAGACCGGUGGCUGACUUCUACAAGCUAGUGAUACUUUCUGGGCACAUUGAGUCGAUAAUGGACCACCCCGAGGCAGACACUCUUUUCAUAGAGAACGUUGAUUUUAAAACAGAAAAGAGAACUAUCGUAAGCGGACUGAAAGGAAAAUUUGAAAAGAACAAACUGACAAACUCCUGCUGUCUAUUUGUUCUGAAUCUCAAGCCCGUCAGCUUCAAAGGCACAAAGUCCUUUGGCAUGAUUUUAUUUGGAAAAGACGCAGAAAGCGAAGCGAAUGGAACCGUUAUUUUCACAAAAUCAAAUGGAAACAGGCUGGGACUGGCAGAGUAUCCUCUGGAAAAGCUUGUGCAGGUUCCUGUGAAGGUAGGCGAUGCCUCAAAAAGAGCACAAGAGUCUUUCUUUAUGCGCCUGGCAAUAAAAGACGGAAAGCUGGUGUACAAUGAUUUAGAAACUGAGAUAGAAGGAAAAGCUGUUCUAGUUCCCGAAAUAACAAAUGGAACAAUCUCAUAA
This is a messenger RNA of Nematocida minor, 966 nucleotides long. RefSeq lists its product as uncharacterized. Gene Ontology annotation, molecular function: tRNA binding. The record is from RefSeq and is a predicted model, not a curated record. Lineage: Eukaryota; Fungi; Microsporidia. The transcript has a single exon. The coding region runs from base 1 to 966 and encodes 321 amino acids.